Messenger RNA from Ostrinia furnacalis (Asian corn borer), 1309 nucleotides. RefSeq names its product Troponin T, skeletal muscle (gene TpnT). Bases 137 to 1309 code for a protein of 390 amino acids. Gene Ontology annotation, molecular function: tropomyosin binding. The record is from RefSeq and is a predicted model, not a curated record. The transcript is spliced from 13 exons. Lineage: Eukaryota; Metazoa; Arthropoda; Insecta; Lepidoptera; Crambidae. Gene Ontology annotation, biological process: muscle contraction; sarcomere organization; regulation of muscle contraction. Gene Ontology annotation, cellular component: troponin complex.
UGUGCGCGCGGCCGCCACUCGCCAGAGCCGCCCUGGUCGCCGCGGACUCCACAUUCCAACGUCGCUGUGCUGCCGGUCUCCGUACCAGUGACUGAGUGACCGUCUUCUACCCGUGCGACAAUAAAAAACUACCAACAUGUCUGACGAAGAAGAAUACUCUGGCUCCGAAGAGGAGGAAGUAGAAGAAGAAGUCCAAGAGACACCCGCUCCUAAACAAGAGAGUAGACCAUCGAUCGCGGGCGAGGGAGAUCCAGAAUUCAUCAAGCGUCAAGAUCAGAAACGGUCGGACUUGGACGAGCAGCUGAAGGAAUACAUUAACGAAUGGCGCAAACAGCGGGCCAAGGAGGAGGACGAGCUCAAGCGCCUCAAAGAGAAGCAGGCUAAGCGCAAGGUAUCUCGCGCUGAAGAAGAGAAGCGCCUCGCCCAGAAGAAGAAGGAGGAAGAAGAGAGGAGAGUCCGCGAGAUUGAGGAGAAGAAACAGCGCGACAUCGAGGAGAAGAGGCAGCGGCUCGAGGAGGCCGAGAAGAAGCGCCAGGCUAUGCUCCAGGCCAUGAAGGAAUCUAGCAAGACCGGACCCAACUUCACCAUUCAGAAGAAGAGUGAUAACUUCGGCCUCAGCAACGCUCAACUGGAACGCAACAAGACCAAGGAACAGCUGGAGGAAGAGAAGAAGAUCUCCCUCUCCAUCCGCAUCAAGCCCCUCAACAUCGAGAACCUCUCAGUGGACAAGCUCAGAGUCAAGGCGCAGGAACUCUGGGAGUGCAUCGUCAAACUCGAGACCGAGAAAUACGAUCUCGAGGAGAGGCAAAAAAGGCAGGACUACGACUUAAAAGAGCUCAAAGAAAGACAGAAACAACAGUUGAGGCACAAAGCCCUAAAGAAGGGUCUCGACCCUGAAGCCCUCACAGGCAAGCACCCGCCCAAAAUCCAAGUAGCGUCCAAGUAUGAGCGACGUGUGGACACACGGUCAUAUGACGACAAAAAGAAACUCUUCGAGGGUGACCUAGAGAAACUCAACAAGGACUUCCUUGAGAAGGUGUGGCAGGAGAGAGCCGACCAGUUCGGCGGCAGGCAAAAGACGAGACUGCCCAAAUGGUUCGGAGAGAGGCCCGGCAAGAAGAAGGGUGACCUGGAAUCGCCGGAGGGCGAGGAGGACGUGAAGGCCGAGCCCGAGGACGACGAGCCCGCGUACGAGCCCGAGCCCGAGGAGGAGGAGGAGGAGGUCGUGGAGGAGGAGGAGGAGGAAGAGGAGGAGGAGGAAGAGGAGGAGGANUCACACUGUAUUCAACUGCAUGCAGUCGUCUGCUGA